Mycena citricolor is the source of this 1483-nucleotide messenger RNA. Lineage: Eukaryota; Fungi; Basidiomycota; Agaricomycetes; Agaricales; Mycenaceae. The record is from the annotation of a GenBank genome assembly.
UUUGUACACCGACAGGUGGCUGUGUUGUGGCUGUGGAGAGUUUGCGUGUUGAAUCAACAAACGCGCGCGCGUGAGUUCCACGUGAUCCAACCUCGCCGCGUGCGUAUAAAGGACGCCGCCAAACAGGGCAUUCUUCCCAUCCGCCCCUUGCCUUCCGCACAUCCCACUCAGCAGUCAACCACUGCACACAAUCCAUUCCAGUUCUCCUACGCAAUGGCCCGAACCAAGCAGACUGGUGUGUUGUGUGCUGUCCUGCUUCCACUUGCACUGUGGCUGACCUCCCCUUUUCUCUCAGCUCGUAAAUCCACUGGUGGCAAGGCGCCCCGUAAGCAGCUCGCUGCAAAGUCGAAUGCUGCCCGUAAAACCGCCGCGGCCGCUGGAGGUGUGAAGAAGCCUCACCGCUUCCGGCCUGGUACGGUCGCACUCCGUGAAAUCCGUCGGUACCAGAAGUCGACGGAGCUGCUUAUCCGGAAGCUGCCCUUCCAGCGUCUUGUGCGUGAAAUCGCCCAGGACUUCAAGACCGACCUCCGUUUCCAAUCGUCUGCUGUGAUGGCUCUGCAGGAGGCCGCCGAGGCAUACCUUGUCUCGCUGUUUGAGGACACGAACUUGGCUGCCAUCCACGCGAAGCGAGUGACGAUCCAGCCCAAAGACCUUGCUCUCGCCCGGCGAUUGCGUGGCGAGCGUUCAUGAGCGUGUUCUUCUCUAGGUCUAUCUUUAUAUUUUUACUGUACCUCUAGUCAUGUAUAUAUCACCACAACAUCGCAUCCUUCCUGUAUCCUCUCUUGUGCCCUUCGCCCUCGACGUGCCCGGAAGCUAAGCUCAUGAUCCUUCCAUUGGUGGCGACCAAUGCCUUACGAGUCAACUGGAUGACCAUGUGCAAUUACGACUGCCAUCACUGCUGCGGACUCAAUCCGAGACGGAAUGGACGCGCGCAGAACGGAUGCUUGCAGAGCGUCAAUCCAUCUAGCUCCAGACCGCCCGCGCGGACAACGAGAUUGGCCGGCCCGAUGACUCGACCGCACCGGGCGACUGACAAUGUGUAUGGAAGUGCACGCGUCUGCGAGAUUAACAGCGACGGUGUCGGUCGAGAUUGAAAUGCUAUAUCGUGCAUUGACGUCUUAUUUCCCCAUCCCCGUGUGGAGGGCUCAGACGUUGCGACCGGGUCGAAGAUUGCGGCGGCCGUUCUCCAUAAUGAGCGCUAUCAGGCACUGCUUGAGCAAGAUCGCAUGAAUGGGUGUGGAUGUUGGUGAGAUGCGCGUAAAAGAAGCCGUUCUUCAGAGAAGUAUGUACGUGUGCCCAAGGGUGUGAAAAGGAGGACAGUGAAUAACGGACUGGGUUACGGUAAGAGGCAAGCAAUUGUUGUAACUUGUUGGUCAACAACAUCUUGCCAACACUAUUCUCAGAACCUUCGAAUAAUCUCCCGCGUGCUUGCAUUCCGUUAGAGUUGCAACUGCGACUCCGAGAUCAAAUAGGCUUGACCACG